Lytechinus pictus (painted urchin) is the source of this 1768-nucleotide messenger RNA. RefSeq names its product probable glutathione S-transferase 7. The coding region runs from base 249 to 881 and encodes 210 amino acids. Gene Ontology annotation, biological process: glutathione metabolic process. The transcript is spliced from 5 exons. The record is from RefSeq and is a predicted model, not a curated record. Gene Ontology annotation, molecular function: glutathione transferase activity. Lineage: Eukaryota; Metazoa; Echinodermata; Echinoidea; Temnopleuroida; Toxopneustidae.
AGAGCUCGAUGAACAUCAACAGAAGACGCCACAUCGCUGCCAUAAAUUCAAAUACAUGUAUAUCGAAAUAUAGAUUGGGCCUGUACCGUCACAAGUGCUUUUACCCCUGCCUCUAUAGUAGUUAGGCGUGGGAGAUCAAGUUCUGGAUCAAUCGCUAAGGAAUUGCAUCCCGAUUGAUAUUUAGCAAUCGAAAAAUUGAUUCAACUCUUCCGAGUCCGAGCCGUUUCAUAUUCCAAGCUGUUUCAGUCAUGCCAAGCUACAAAAUAAGCUACUUCAACAUUCGCGGUCUCGCCGAGCCCGCCCGAAUGAUGCUCGCGCUACGAGGCUGUGAGUACGUGGACGAAAGAUUCUCACACGAGGAAUGGCCACAACGAAAGAUUGACAAGGCUGCAUAUCCUCUCGGGCAAGCUCCGGUCCUGACAGUUGAUGGCAAGGUGGUUAUCCCGCAAAUCAGGGCGAUUUGUAGAUAUCUCGCUUCCGAGCUAGAUUUCUUCGGAACAACACGUUUGGAAGGAGCUCAGAUUGACGUCAUCCUGGAAACGCUCACUGACAUCGGAAAAAAACUUGUACCUAUUCUUCUGAACCCAGAUGAAAGUAAGAAGGCUGAAUUGGGGAAAGAGUUUGUCCAGUCUUCUUCCAAACCCUACUUCUCUUAUCUUGACGAACUAAUCAAGGAUGCAGGCGGGAAGUACUUCGUGGGAAACAAGAUCUCAUUGGCGGACAUCGAAGUCUUUCACACGCUGGAUAUGAUGACGAACAGCAAGUACGCUAUAGAGGGCGUCCUCGAUGCCUACCCUCAACUGAGUGCCUUCUACAAGUUCUUCAAGGAGGAAGGUCCUUUGGAUUCUUACCUGAAAUCUCGACCCGUCACGGACGCAUAAUAGGGAGUUUUCGCAACAGUUACCCAGACGCUUUCUGGAACGUAGAGAAUCUACAGUAUUGUCAAAUGUCCUUCAUGACAAUGUACUUUGUCGAGGGUCAGUGAAUCGAAACAGCAGUUUCGUUCGUGACUCUGGGACAAACGAUCGAAAUAUUUGCGAUUUUUCGUCAGCUAUCUUUCUUUUCUUUCUUUCUUUCUUUCUUCCUUCCACCCUUCCUUCUAUCUUUCUUUCUUAUUUAUGUAUUCAUUCUUUUUAGAGUGGUCCAACUAGGCAUUUCUCCCUGGCGCAACGACAUGAAGGUAUUAAAAACAAAAAAUACAAAAGAAAUUUAAAUUUGGGAAUGUGCCGACAAGGUGGUAAGAAUUGCUCAACAUUUAAAAAUCAUUCCCAAUGAGUUUAUACCCAGUAGCUCCCAUCGACUGCAGUCACCAACUUCUUCGAUGGCUUGAGCCAUUUCUAAGGUGAGUCUCGACUUCCAGCUGACCAUGUUUUGCGACACAAGAUUCCGGUUUCUAUCAAACUGUUAUUUUCGGUAUCUUAUCUAUCUCUCCUCUCACCCUUUCUGAACAAAACUGGAACACCCUUUGCUCUAAAUGCUCUUAUCGUGUGAAAUGUAAGGUAGUGAACUUCUGUAAUGUAUAGUAAUGGUGCUAAGUUCGUUAAAACAUAGAUGGCAAAUUCGCAGUAUACAUGUACAUUGCACGAAAAAAAAAAUUGCACCCCAGCCUCCGAUUAACAUUAUGUGAUGUAAACCUUAUAACAAUAUGUUAGAUCCCGCUUCGGAUUGGAAGAUUGUUGUUAUCAAGUUCACUCAAACACAAUCAUUUUGAAUUUCAAAUGCAAUACAACAAGAAGGAGAUGUCAAAAAAUGUAUAAAGUGAAAUUUU